UUGUUCCGCCGGGGGAGGACAGCGGGGCCUGGCGCUGGCGCCCCGACGCCGCUUAGCGGCCGCCUCUGGAGACACUCUGUCCCCGCCGCCUCCUGUCCUCCUGGCGGCGGCGGCGGCGUGAGACCGGCUGCGGGGACCGGGAGCCACUCGGCCCUCCCCGAUCCCCCGCUCGGGCGUGCGGGACGGCCGCGAUGCGCUCGGCCUGAGGUGUCGCGGCCCCCGUCGCCUCCCACGACUCCUCGAGCGGCGUCCGUGCGCCCCGGCGUCAUCCCGCGAGUCUGUGUGACGGGAGGGAAGAUGGCUGCACGGAGCUGGCAGGACGAGCUGGCCCAGCAGGCCGAGGAGGGCUCUGCCCGGCUGCGGGAGUUGCUGUCGGCCGGCCUCGGUUUCCUGCGCACCGAACUGGGCCUCGACCUGGGACUGGAGCCGAAGCGGUACCCGGGCUGGGUGAUCCUGGUGGGCACCGGCGCGCUCGGGCUGCUGCUGCUCUUCCUGCUCGGCUACGGCUGGGCCGCGGCUUGCGCCGGCGCCCGCAAGAAGCGGAGGAGCCCGCCCCGCAAGCGGGAGGAGACGGCCGCGUCAGCCCCGGCCCCCGAAGACCCAGCCCAGCUGAAGACUCUCAGAAGCGACGAGCAGAAGAAGAAGAACCGGAAGAAGCCGCCAGAAAAGCCCAAAUCAAAUGGACGGACUGUUGAAGUACCUGAGGAUGAAGUUGUUAGAACUCCUCGAAGUAUAACAGCAAAGCAGCCACCAGAGACAGACAAGAAAAAUGAAAAGUCAAAGAAAAAUAAGAAGAAAUCAAAGUCAGAUGCAAAAGCAGUGCAAAACAGUUCACGCCAUGAUGGAAAGGAAGUUGAUGAAGGAGCCUGGGAAACUAAAAUUAGUCACAGAGAGAAACGACAACAGCGUAAACGUGAUAAAGUGCUGACUGAUUCUGGUUCAUUGGAUUCAACUAUCCCUGGGAUAGAAAAUACCAUCACAGUUACCACCGAGCAACUUACAACUGCAUCAUUUCCUGUUGGUUCCAAGAAGAAUAAAGGUGAUUCUCAUCUAAAUGUUCAAGUUAGCAACUUUAAAUCGGGAAAAGGAGAUUCUGCACUUCAGGUUUCUUCGGGAUUGAAUGAAAAUCUUACUGUCAAUGGAGGAGGCUGGAAUGAAAAGUCUGUGAAACUCUCCUCACAGAUGAGUGCAGGGGAGGAGAAGUGGAACUCUGUUCCACCUGCUUCUGCAGGCAAGAGAAAAACAGAGCCGUCUGCUUGGACUCAAGACCCUGCUGAUGCUAAUGCCAAUGGGAAAGACUGGGGAAGGAACUGGAGUGAUCGUUCAAUAUUUUCUGGCAUUGGGUCUACUGCUGAGCCAGUUUCUCAGUCUACCACUUCUGAUUAUCAGUGGGAUGUUAGCCGUAAUCAACCCUAUAUCGAUGAUGAAUGGUCUGGGUUAAAUGGUUUGUCUUCUGCUGAUCCCAGCUCAGACUGGAAUGCACCAGCAGAGGAGUGGGGGAACUGGGUAGAUGAAGAAAGAGCUUCACUUCUGAAGUCCCAGGAGCCUAUCCCUAAUGAUCAAAGAGUCUCAGAUGAUGAUAAAGAAAAAGGAGAGGGAGUUCUUCCAACUGGAAAAUCUAAAAAAAAGAAAAAGAAAAAGAAGAAGCAAGGUGAAGAUAACGCUCUCUCACAGGACACAGAAGAACUAGAAAAAGACAAUGGAGAAGAGCUUCCUGUGAAUACCUCCAAAGCCCAUCCAAAACAGGAGAGAGCGUUUUCCCUGAAGACCGUGAGCACUAGUGAUCCAGCUGAAGUACUCGUCAAAAAUAGCCAGCCUAUCAAGACUCUUCCACCUGCUGUCUCUACCGAGCCAUCUGUCACCUUAUCCAAAGGUGACUCUGACAAGAGCUCUUCCCAAGUGCCAUCGAUGUUACCAGACACAGACAAACCCAAGUCAAAUCCUAAGCAAAACAGUGUGCCUCCCUCGCAGACCAAGUCUGAAACUAACUGGGAAUCUCCAAAACAAAUAAAAAAGAAGAAAAAAGCCAGACGGGAAACGUGAAUUUUUUUUCCUGAAUUGGACAUGUGUUUACAAACACUGUCUUGAAGAUUAUGCUGUUUAUGCAAUAAUUUGUGAACAUGUACAGAGUUUUAUAUAAAUUUAAACCAAUUUUUAAAACAAAACUGAAUUCAACACCAUAAAAUGGAAUCAAAGGAAAGUUAAUUUAUGAGAUUAAGAGGUGAACAGAAUACAUACUACAGUGCUGGAAGACACUUGGGAGAAUCUUUUCAGUUGAACGAGAAUGAUCUUAAUUGAAGAAUAUUAUCUGGUUUUACAACAGUUCCCUGUUUACAACAGAUUGUGCCGUCUCAUCUGCAGCUGAGGAAUAGUGGAUUCUAAUUAGGAAGAAGGCCGCCUAAAAACCAGUAGGCAGCUCCUUGGAUCUUAUGCACGAACUUAGACCAUUUGAAUCUGUUUUAUGCUUAAAUCAAAGUGCUUCAAUCAAAUGCGUAAUCUGCCAUAUCUUUACAUAUUUGUUGUAGCAAUUUGUAUGAAAAGAAUCACAAGUGCAAAUAAAAAGUCAUCUAUCAUUUGUUAACUAAACUGUCUUGGUUUAGUUUACAGUUCUUAAAAAGUUCUUAAUUAAAACAUUGAAAAAUGCAAUUGACUUGUAUGGCUUAAAAAGUUAUUUUUGAUAGUCUUACAUUACUUGAAUUAUUCAAAGUAACCGUAUAUUUUAAAUUAAGAAAGGUAAACUAUAUUAUUUGUUCAAUAUGAUUAAGACUAAGACUUACAAAUAAUGCUCUUGUUUAUGAUUUGAAAACUUUCAGGCAAAAUCCAAACUUAAUAUUUUCCUUUCCCUAGCAGUUUUUCCAGUGUCGAUUCUUAGUUGCUAGUAAUUUUUUUUUACUUUGAAAAUGAAGUAAUUUACAACUUUUGAACAUAUGAUGGAGAAUGGAAAAGUAGUCAGACAGCUUUAAUUGACAUUGUCGAGACCUCCAGUUAUCAGGAAUACAUUUUUUACUGCCUUAACCUGUAGUGCGUAGAAUAUGCAUCAAUUUCUUGAAGGGGAUUCAUGUUUUUCUAAGAAUUUUCAUGUACCUAUUGCAAUUGUGGUCAAAAAAGGAACAUUUUCUGCUUGAAACUGUUGGUUUAAAUGACGUGUGAUCUGUCACCGUUUACAGGCACUGUGUGAUCUCUAGGAAACUGGCAGGCCCCUCUGUAACUGUUGAUAGUGCAUGCGUGGCCAUGUACACUGUAAAUAGCCUUUACCACACGUGUUUGACAAGGACCAUACUUAACAUCACUUAUGAAUCGUGAUAAAGAAAAAAGCCAUGGUUUA
Molecule: messenger RNA, 3325 nt
Organism: Chionomys nivalis (European snow vole)
Lineage: Eukaryota; Metazoa; Chordata; Mammalia; Rodentia; Cricetidae
Gene: Mtdh
Product: metadherin
Exons: 12
Coding region: 298-2043 (581 amino acids)
Biological process (GO): negative regulation of apoptotic process; positive regulation of angiogenesis; positive regulation of canonical NF-kappaB signal transduction
Cellular component (GO): nucleus
Molecular function (GO): NF-kappaB binding; transcription coregulator activity
Source: RefSeq, a predicted model, not a curated record